AUGGGGCCAAGAUCUGGGCCGAGCGGGUGCCGCCAGCCAGCGCCGCCGCGAAGCCCCGCUGCCAAUGGCCACGCCGCCGCGCAGCCGACCUCCCUCGUCCGUGCCAGGAUGCCCUGCCGCCUGAGCGCACAACCAGGAGACGCAUCGCCCCGCGCAGGAGCGCCUUCGGGAGGGGAAAAGCAGGGGCCGAUGCUGCCGGCGCUGUCCGGGACAGGCCCAGCCACGCAUGAGGGGCCAACAGUUCCAGAUGAUGAUGAUGAUGACGAUGACGUGGCUGCAGAUGAUGAGGACAAGGGCGAGGAGAAGAUGGAGGACGAGGAGGAGGAGGAGGGGCCAACAGUUCCAGAUGACGAUGAUGAUGAUGACGUGGCUGGAGAUGAUGAGGACAAGGGCGAGGAGAAGAUGGAGGAGGAGGGAGAAGAGGCGGCGGUGGACGUGCCAACUGCGGCUGAUAAUGUGGUGGUCAAUGAUUUUCAUGAGGAGGGGCCAAUGGUGCCAGAUGAUGAUGAUGACGACGAUGGCUACAGCCACGACCUGUCAAGUGUCCAGCAGUCCAGGGAUAACUGA
This is a messenger RNA of Aegilops tauschii subsp. strangulata, 567 nucleotides long. The record is from RefSeq and is a predicted model, not a curated record. Lineage: Eukaryota; Viridiplantae; Streptophyta; Magnoliopsida; Poales; Poaceae.